Molecule: messenger RNA, 2035 nt
Organism: Truncatella angustata
Lineage: Eukaryota; Fungi; Ascomycota; Sordariomycetes; Amphisphaeriales; Sporocadaceae
Exons: 1
Coding region: 144-1886 (580 amino acids)
Biological process (GO): prolyl-tRNA aminoacylation
Cellular component (GO): mitochondrion; cytoplasm
Molecular function (GO): proline-tRNA ligase activity; ATP binding
Source: RefSeq, a predicted model, not a curated record
CUAGCGGGCCCUCCCCCCUGCAAGACUGAUGGAUGACCUGAGCUUCAUUUUGUCCCAAGGUCAGUCUAGUCUAGGGGAGUGCUGAAGCGAAUCAGUUCACGGCAUCUAGAAGCAGAAUUCAUGUGCAUUAUGGGCCCGUAGCCAUGUUUUCAAUUCGGACGUCAUGGGCGUCUCGGCCCAGAUCAGGCCGCCUGUAUACAGGGUUAUUACGAUGUCAUAGCACAGCCUCACCUCAGAAGUCCUGGGAUACGUCUCGAGCACGGCUUUCACGGUUAUGGCUUCCGAUAUCAGGCUUCACGGCUGCUUCGGAUCAAGAAGGCGGCCAUUCGAAGCUGAUUCGUGCUGGCUACCUUCGCCAAUCCCAUGCCGGCAUCUUUCACAUGCUACCGCGUGGUCAAAGGGUGCAGGAGAAGCUUGAAAAGCUGAUUGACAGGCAUAUGCAGCAAGUCGGAGCACUGAAAGUCUCGCUGUCGUCAAUUUCAUCCCAAGCGUUAUGGGAGAAAACCAACCGACUAGAGGGUUACGGGCAAGAACUGUUUCUGUUCAACGAUAGGAAAGAGACGGGCUAUCUGCUGGCCCCGACACACGAGGAAGAAAUCACCUCUUUCUUCUCUUCUCAUCUAUCAUACAAGAAUUUACCCCUGAGGAUCUACCAGAUUGGUCGUAAGUACCGGGAUGAGCUUCGGCCACGCCAUGGGCUUCUGCGAUCACGCGAAUUCACCAUGAAAGAUCUCUACACAUUCGACGCUGAUGUCGAAUCCGCGUUGCAGACGUAUGACGAAGUACGAGCUGCCUAUGAUCGACUUUUUGAUGAGCUCAAGCUUCCGUACCUAGUCGCUGAAGCCAGCUCAGGCGAUAUUGGCGGCGACUUGAGUCAUGAAUAUCACUUGCCUUCUUCUGUUGGUGAAGACAAUGUCAUGAGCUGCGACACUUGCUCCUACGUCGCCAACGAAGAACUCGCCAUUGCAAAGCCUAGGUCACCGGACGACGGUACCUUGGUAAAGCGGACCUGGUAUGGCAUCACCAAAGACCGUACUACACUGGUAGCAGUCGACUUCGCCACACCAUCCGGCAGCACGGGGUCUCCGGUCAAUACACAUGCUAUCAAAGCCAUUGUGCCGGACUUGGACCCUAGCAUCGAUGAUGCAAGAGCUUGGUACCACUCUUCUCGGGAAGGAGGGAAUGGCAUCCAGAAGACCAUCUGUCUGGUAGACCAGAGUUAUCGACUCGGAGAAAAAGAGGCAGAUAUACCAGCUGAAGGCCCCACGGAAAUUAUCGCUCGUCACCCCGAAUCCGGCGAACCACUCAGUCUCCUUCGGAUCCAGGAUGGCGACAGCUGUGCCCAGUGCGCAUCUGGAAAACUCAAGGUGCAGAAAGCUGUCGAGCUCGGGCACACGUUCCACCUUGGCACACGGUAUUCAGAGCCUUUGAAUGCAAAGGUCCGUUUACGGGAAAAUGUCAUUGUUCCUAUGCAAAUGGGUUGUCAUGGCAUCGGAGUAUCUCGCAUCAUCGGGGCUGUGGCGGACCAUCUAGCCGACACGAAGGGUCUGAACUGGCCCCGCGCUAUCGCACCUUACGAAGUGGUUGUCAUUCCAGGCCGCAAUACGAAGGACGAAGAUGUCGAUCUCGUAUACGAUCAACUUCAAGGACGCAAGGAGCCUGAAACAAGUCAGCCAUUGGAUGUUGUGUUGGACGAUAGAUCUGAGUCCUUUGCAUGGAAAAUGAACGACGCUGACGCUGUGGGAUACCCCGUCAUUGUCUUGCUUGGCCGAAGAUGGGACGGCGAAAGGAUGUGCGAGGUUCAGUGCAGAAGGCUUUCUGUGAAGGAAAAUGUACCAUUUGACGAACUACCCGUGUAUAUUAGUAAACUGCUGUCGCAGCUGUAAGAUAUGGAUAUGAUAUCCUUAAUGUAUAUUUACAUUUGACCUGUUUCGUAUAGAUGGACCUACUAACCACGAGAUGGGGAAUGAUUUAGAAAGGGAAAUUGUUCCCCCUGUGUUGUUGAACCGGUCUCUAUGGAAUUCCGGUCGGCCAG